Messenger RNA from Giardia duodenalis, 807 nucleotides. Its product is annotated as FtsJ-like protein. The transcript has a single exon. Gene Ontology annotation, molecular function: tRNA methyltransferase activity. Gene Ontology annotation, biological process: cytoplasmic translation; tRNA methylation. Bases 1 to 807 code for a protein of 268 amino acids. NCBI's taxonomy places the organism in Eukaryota, Fornicata, Diplomonadida, Hexamitidae. Gene Ontology annotation, cellular component: cytoplasm. The record is from RefSeq and is a predicted model, not a curated record.
AUGUCGAAGGAUAAGCGCGAUAUCUACUACCGACUUGCAAAGGACGAGGGCUGGCGUGCACGGUCCGCCUAUAAGCUCUUACAACUGGAUGAACAGUACGACCUCUUUCGUGGGGUGACGCGUGCCGUGGAUCUUUGCGCUGCCCCGGGGUCUUGGUCGCAGGUCUUGUCACACAAGCUCCCCGCCGAUGCCAUUAUUAUCUCGGUCGACUUGGCUCCAAUGGCCCCUCUUCCCCGGGUGACUCAGAUACAAGGAGACAUCACCCGAAAGGAGGUGGCCGAUAAGAUAAUAGAGCUUUGUCACGGCGAAAUGUGCCAGCUCGUUGUCUGUGAUGGGGCGCCGGACGUAACUGGUGUCCACGAUCUGGAUGAGUAUGUGCAGGCUGGCCUUGUGGAUCAUGCAAUGACUCUUGCACGGCAAAUUCUUGCACCCGGCGGAACAUUUGUGUCAAAAGUGUUUCGGGGAGAGUGCCUGGAGUCCCUGUUGCGAAGGAAUGCGCUGUCAUUUUUCAAGACCGUCGAUAUAUCCAAGCCAGACGCAAGCCGAGCGUCUUCAAUGGAGUGCUUCAUGGUGUGCGCAGACUAUGUGCCGGAAGGAAUACCCUACUCAAAGGACCGCGAAGUAUACUAUUCACAGUGUGGAGACUUCAGAAUGCUAGAUAGUAACCGGUCGUAUCCCACAAACUUUUCGCUCUGCACAGACUCUACGCUUAUAGGGUCAUCCGUUGGAACUGUGUCGGAGAGGCCCUCGACUUGUCGAAACUCUUUUACGCUGGACUUUCUUCUUCGUGAAUCCAUUGACAAAUAG